CCUUCAGAAGAAAAGUUCCCAAAGCUGCCCGAUUCACCUCAGGUUACUUUAGCUCAGGAACUGACUACUAAUGUAAUUUCCUCUUGUCCUAGUACACUAUCAUCUAACAACAAAACCAUUGGGCAUUUGUUCUCUUCUGCUUCUGAUCACCCUGGAAAUCUUCGUGGUUCUUUGAUGUCGCCUGAUAUAAAUCGACCAAGAAAAUUGCCUUUCAUUCCUAAGCCACUCAAUGAUGGAAUUUCUUUCUCAUCAAGCCAGCUAUCCCCUUCAGUUACUCGAGCUAGAAAAUUGGAUGGCUAUGCUGCAGAGGAUAACGAUGUCUCCUGGAAUACAGAUGGAACUGAGAAUUUUCCUGAUAUUCCCUUGAAUAUCCAUUCCCAGAAUAGUGAAGAAACCUGUACAGGUCUGACGGCAUCAGAAGAUCAUUUUAAGAGAACUGAUUGGCAGGACUGGGCAGAUCAGUUAAUCACAGUUGAUGAUGCUCUUGAUUCAAAUUUGAGUGAUCUCCUUGUUGAUGUCAAUGUUCCAGAGCUGGAUGCCAAGCUGCUGGAGUUGCCACCCGAAGUCUCAUCGUCCCAGCCACAAAUUCAUCAGCAUCAGCAUACUCCUGUGGCAAGUGCACAAAGCUGUCCUCUAGUUAGCUCUCCCUGUGCUUCACCCACAAUCAAAACACGUAUGCGUUGGACACCAGAACUUCAUGAAGCUUUUGUGGAUGCUGUGAAUAAGCUUGGUGGUAGUGAGCGUGCUACACCAAAAGGUGUCUUGAAGCUCAUGAAUGUUGAAGGCUUGACUAUCUAUCAUGUAAAGAGCCAUUUGCAGAAAUAUAGAACUGCGAGGUACAAGCCAGAGUCGUCAGAAGGAACCUCAGAGAAGAAGUCUAAAACUGUGUCUGAGAUUACGUCCCUGGACUUGAAGACGAAGAUGGAUAUAACCGAAGCACUCAGAUUGCAGAUGGAAGUCCAAAAGCAGCUCCAUGAACAACUUGAGAUUCAAAGAAACCUGCAGUUGCGGAUCGAAGAACAAGGGAAGCACCUCCAGAUAAUGUUUGAGCAGCAGAGGAAGAUGGAGGAAGAAAAGCUAAAAGCCUCAUCGGCCAACGUAGACGAGCCUUCUCAACCGCCAACCAUCGAAAAGCAGCCUUCUGUCAGUAACGUUAAAGCAGAGUCGUCAGAGCAUGAUCACGCCAGCACUCACGAAAUUCCAAACAAGGAAGAAAUGUCGUGUGAAACGACAGCCCUUGAGGAGAGGAGCAUGGACGAUAGUGAAUCCAGUCCACCGUCCAAACGAGCCAGGGCCGACGAAACAGGGAGCUCUUCGACAACUGUUGUAACAUGA
Messenger RNA from Sesamum indicum (sesame), 1335 nucleotides. The record is from RefSeq and is a predicted model, not a curated record. Lineage: Eukaryota; Viridiplantae; Streptophyta; Magnoliopsida; Lamiales; Pedaliaceae.